Lethenteron reissneri (Far Eastern brook lamprey) is the source of this 2862-nucleotide messenger RNA. Its product is annotated as sarcolemmal membrane-associated protein-like. The record is from RefSeq and is a predicted model, not a curated record. Lineage: Eukaryota; Metazoa; Chordata; Hyperoartia; Petromyzontiformes; Petromyzontidae.
GGUGACGGGGAGUCUUCUUCUCUCAUCGGGCGUCUCUCAGCCACGGUUCCUCGACUGCAUUUGUCUUUUCCACAAAUCGCGAGGCCACUGCCGUUGCAGCUGUUCCGCGAAGAUGGACGACCAGACCCAGGAUGGUGUCGCCGUGCCAGACGCGACGGCGGCAGCGGCGGUGGUGGUGGAGGAGGAGAAGGAGCAGGAGGGGGUGGUGGACGAGGAGCAGGAGGAGGUGCCGUCCGAGGAGCUGCUGCGUCUACGUCGGGAGCUCGCCAGCGCUCGCGAGGUCGCUCGCAGCAGCGAGAUGAAAUGUCGUCAGCUGCAGGUGCUGCUCGAGGAGGAGCAGUUCCAGUCGGCGCAGAAGGCAGAGGGCUACCUGCGGCAGAUCCAGAGCCUGCAAGCCGAGCUGCGCGCCGUGGGACACGAGAUGGAGGAGCUCCGCGAGCACCGCGAGGGCGCCAUCUCCGCCGAGCGUGACGGCGCCGCCGCCGUCGAGGACGAGAUGGCGGCGCUGAGCGCCACCGCCGAGCAGGUGUCGGCCGAGCAGGAGGCCGACAUCGCCGAGCUGCAGGAGGAGCUGGAGCGGGCUCGGGUGGAGCUCGAGAGAGCGUGUGGCUCCACUCGCUCGGCACCGCCGGGAGACAGCGAGGAGACCCAAGUGGACGAGCAGGUCGCUCAGCUGAGAGAGUACUUUGAGCGCGCCGAGAGGGAGUGCCAGCGGCUGAAGGCGGAGUUCCAGAGAGCGCAGGACGAGAAGUCGGAGCUCAAGGGACAGCUCGCGCAGCUCAAGCUCGAUCUACUCAGCACGAAGGAGCGGAACACACAGCUGUGCUCCGAGGUGGCGGAGCUGCGCGCCGACACGGAGCGCGUGGACAGCUCGGCCGGCCUCGGCGAUGCCAGCGAGAGGGAGGGCGACGGCCCCGGCAUGGAGCUCAGCGACAGGGACGCGGCCUCGGGCACAGAGCUCCGUGAUAGGCUGCGUGCCACGCGCGAUCGCACCCAGUUCAUGCAGGAGGAGUACAGGGACAGCCGUGCGCGCGUUGUCGAGUGGCAGGAGCGCUGCCAAUGGAGCGAGAACGACCGCGACUGGCUGGGCUCCGAGCUGCAGCGCUGCCACGAGCUGCUCACCUCGCUCGAGGGAGACGACGAUUCCAGCCAGAAACCGUGGAUCAAACGUAUCCCCAUGCUGGCCAUAGUGAUCGCAGUUGCCGUGGCGACGGUCAUCCCGAGGAUCAACAAGUUGAUGUCGUGAACGCUGCAAUCAAAAGGAUCUGGGGGGCUCCAGCAUCCGACCUUCGGUAUCGGCGACACACGGAAGUAUAGUCCCCGUGUCGGGAUUUUCUGCACGCUAGACAAUUGUCGCCUCUUUCCUUCUUUCUGUGUGUGCGUGUGAUGCUAACAAUGUGUUUGAGAAAUCAUAAGACGACUUAAUUGUGAAUGAUUGUUGCGCAAUCGCUGGGCGGAGUGGAACGAUCAAUCUUGUUCACCCGUUGGAACGUGGUGCGGCGCACGCGGGCAAAGGCAGCGUUCCGAGAAUCACGGUGUUUUGUUGAUCCGAAUCAUUUUUAAAAAAAAAAUAUUAACUUCUCAAUGUCAGAGCUCGGCGAGGAGCAUAGCUCUGCUGGCUGCCUUACGCGAAAACAGGAAGACACGCAGGCAGACGACGGGCGGACCACGGGACGUACACGGACGGACACGCAAAACCACAGGCACACGGAUGAUGCGUUGGCAAAAGUGUCAGCUGCACAGAUGCAGGCGACAAAUGUCGAGACACGAUAGAUUGCUGUACAGACAGACACACGCAGAGACAAGCAGACCACUGCAGAGAUAGGUAAACAUUCACGCAGAGCACACACAGAUUAACGGUGACGAGUAACACAGACCAGAGGGACACGGCAAUAGGUGCACAUGGAAAUACAGACAGUCGCACGGACCAUAGGCAUGUAGAUGAAGUGAUGGACGUGAAGACAGAUGGACACAGACAAGCCGACAGGCACAGAAUCAGAAUCUUUAUUCGUGUUAUACUGAAGGAAUCCGAUGAGCCAUGAAGCUCUUUUUCACAGAUGUUCCAGUAUGAGCGGGUCUGCAAGUCACAACAGCAAAACAAUACAAUGAACGAGAGGAGUGCAAAGAGUCACACAGACAGGCACAGCAUAGACAGUCACUCGUACACAGCAUUACAAAGACAAAGAUCCCCCGAAUAGCCUUAACAUACUGUUGGGGCAAGUGUUGUUAGCGAACACCUAUGAAGGCCGGCACGGCACACGAGGGGGUGGGUGGACAACACCACGCCCGGCCGCCUUUGUCUCCCCAGUGGCGAUGUUUACACACCGCACCAGGUACUAAUUUGAGGUCCAAAUAAUCGUCACCGGUGUUGGUCGUGAACGGGAAUCGAACUCGGGUCGCCGGGGGUUUGUAGCGCACCUUAUGCGCCCACCGCUCCCCGCAACACACAGCAAGACAGACACACAAUACACGAACCACAUUUGCGCGAGUGGCAGACAGACGCAUGCACACGCAUAAAGAACCAACCACCUCCACCGCCGCCGCUUACCACUAAGUGGCGGCAACGUCAAUACGAUGCUUGUGUCAGACCAAGCGUACUCUGACCAGAGAAGCACAGACAACAGACCCCGACACGCAACGAAAGACAGAGGGACAGACUACUGGGCUACACAGGCAGGCAAGCAGACGGACGGACUGACACGCGCGGACUGCACCUCGGGCUGCAGCAGCCUCUUUCAGUCUGAAACAGGGUUUACUCAUCUUUCCUACAAAUGUCACGCAGAUUUCCUACACAAGUCGCUCUGUGUGCAACGGUUUUCUUUCCAGCCUGUGCUUUCUUCACCUGCGAUCGGGUGGGGGGGC